GGAGCCGUGCCUGUCGGCGAUGAAGAGAAGAAAGCGGGAAGGCGUCGACUGGGAUCACUCAGCCCCGUGGAAAGAGUGUGAGGAGCCCACACUGUUCCCUCCUCGGACCUACGACCGGCCGACUGCGUCCGAGUGCGGCGGCAUCUUCGAUGCCAGCGAGGCGGGUUACAUCACCUCCCCGGGCUAUCCGCUGGAGUACCCGCCGCACCAGAACUGUCACUGGAUCAUCACGGCGCCGGAGCCCUCGCAGCGCAUCGUCCUCAACUUCAACCCGCACUUUGAGAUCGAGAGGCUGGACUGCAAGUAUGACUUCAUCGAGAUCCGCGACGGGACUUCGGAAACGGCCGACGUCCUGGGCCGACACUGCAGCAACAUCGCGCCGGCGCCGAUCAUCUCCUCCGGCUCCUCCCUCCAGAUCAGAUUCGUCUCGGACUACGCCCACCAGGGGGCCGGCUUCUCCCUGCGCUACGAGAUCUUCAAAACAGGGUCGGAAUUCUGCUUCCGCAAUUUCACCAGCCCCUCCGGCAUGAUCGAGUCGCCGGGGUUUCCGGAUAAGUACCCGCACAACCUGGAGUGCUCCUACAUGAUCAUCGCCCCGCCCAGCAUGGACAUCACCCUCACGUUCCUGACCUUCGACCUGGAGAACGACCCCCUGCUGGUGGGAGAGGGCGACUGCAAGUACGACUGGCUCGACGUGUGGGAUGGUCUGCCACAAGUGGCUCCUCUGAUUGGCCGGUACUGUGGGACAAAGAUCCCCCCGGAGAUCCAGUCGUCCUCCGGCCUGCUGUCCCUCUCCUUCCACACCGACAUGGCCGUGGCCAAAGACGGCUUCUCCGCCCGCUACAACAUGACGCACAAAGAAGUCACAGACUCGUUCCACUGUAGCAUGGCACUAGGUAUGAAGUCGGGGAAGAUCAGCGACGAGCAAAUCACCGCCUCGACGAGCUUCUACGAUAACCGCUGGCUUCCACGACAGGCCCGCCUCAACAAUGACGACAACGCCUGGACGCCGUCGGAGGACAGCAACAAGGAGUAUAUACAGGUUGACCUCCAAUUCCUGAAGGUUUUGACUGGCAUCGCCACACAAGGGGCCGUUUCUAAGGAGACUCAGAAGUCCUACCACGUCACCACCUUCAAGCUGGAGGUCAGCACCAACGGAGAAGACUGGAUGGUGUACCGACACGGCAAGAACCACAAGAUUUUCCACGCCAACACAGACCCAGCUGAGGUGGUUCUGAACCGCGUCCCGCAGCCAGUUUUGGCCCGGUUCGUCCGCAUCCGACCACAGACCUGGAGGAACGGCAUCGCCCUGCGCUUCGAGCUCUAUGGAUGCCAGAUUACAGACGCUCCGUGUUCAGACCUGCAGGGCCUGCUGUCCGGCCUGCUACCUGACGCGCAGAUCUCCGCCUCCUCCAGCAGGGAUAUGGUGUGGAACCCCGCCACCACCCGACUGGUGGCCAGUCGCUCCGGCUGGUUUCCCGCCCCUGCACAGCCCCUGGCUGGAGAGGAGUGGCUGCAGGUGGACCUGGGUGUGCCCAAGACGGUGCGCGGCGUGAUCACCCAAGGAGCGAGGGGAGGAGAUGUCGGGAGCGGGGCGACCACGGAUAAUCGGGCAUUUGUGCGGAAGUACAAAGUGGCGCACAGCCUGAAUGCAAAAGAGUGGAAUUUCAUCAUGGACCGGAAGACGAGCCUGCCCAAGAUUUUCGAGGGGAACACACACUACGACACCCCGGAGCUUCGUCAUUUCGAGGAGACGGUGGCCCAGUACGUCAGGCUGUACCCGGAGAGGUGGUCUCCUGCAGGGAUCGGGAUGAGAGUGGAGAUACUGGGCUGUGACCUUCCAGAAACCACCACGCCGGCCGACACGGUCACGCCGACGCUGCCCGUCGACGUCGAGACCACCACUGUCCCCAUCACGGCGACAGCAGCUACCUCUCCUCCAUCCGACAGCUCGUGCGACUUCGACCGCGGCCUGUGCGGGUGGACGCACGACCCCAACGCCCCUCUCUUCUGGUCCCUGCACAGCCACGAGCUCAACAGCUACCUGUACAUGGACGCCAGCCCCGAGAUGGAGCAGCAGCAUGCGUGGCUCGUGAGCCCCAUGGUGCCGGCCGAAACCGGGCCCCUCUGCCUCCUCUUCUCCUAUCAGCUGUGGGGCGAGGCCGAGGGCCACCUGAGGGUCCUGCUGCGGGACGCGCACAACAAGGUGACCGUCCUCUGGAGACUGGUGGACGACCAGGGACCUGUCUGGAGGGAGGGCCGCACGAUCCUGCCUCGCUCGCCUAAAGACUUCCAGGUUGUGAUGGAGGCUUUCUUUGUGCACGGCACCAGAGGACACAUCUGGAUAGACAACAUCCAGAUGAGCUCCAGCACCCCGCUGAAAGAGUGUACACAACCCUUUGCUGCUUUUCCUCCAGAAAAUCCAGGGGGAGGCGUUCCUGUGCCUCCCUUGCCCAUCCACUGGUAUUACAUUAUGGCUGCCGGGGGCGCCCUCCUUCUCCUGGCGGUGGCCAUCUUGGUCAGAGCCCUCUGUUGCUGCCGACAACACCUGGCCACCAAGAAGAGCCAGCUGUCGGUGGCCUAUCACAGCUCCUCGCAGUGCUUCCAGUACUCUAACUGGUCCUCCAGUAUGGCCGCCCCAGGGGUGGAGCCAGUCCUGACAGUGAGACUGGACAGCCGGGACCGACACCGCACCCUCUGCUGAAAGAGGAAGCGCUUUAGCCGCGUUGCGUUUGGCAGAGGAGGACGGAAAAACUUGUGGUGCCAGUGGCAGUGUGUGAUGUGUGAUGCCGCAGGAUUGACAGAACAUCCACGUGACGACCCCCCCCCCCCCGUCUCUCCUUUAGUUUACAGUUGCGAGGGCGGCGACGACACAGACGUCGUCCCGAACUGCCAAGUGAACAUUUCCAAAGGAACACUGUGCCCUCUCUCCCUCUGUGUCUAAUGGAUGUAGCUUUGGUUGCUGUUUUCCUCUUUUGUUCCGUUAAAGGAGUUUGCUGUUGACAUUUCACACUAUGCUGCUCCUGAUGAGAGGCCCUGAAGUCUGAGUAAGUUAUUUAUCCGAACAGCUUGUUUCGGACCAUUGAGUGCCGUCUGGCUCCUCACGAUCCCGACGGUCCUCCUGGAACGACCCCAGCAUGGACGUACACUCGGACAUGUGUGGGCCGGGGAAGAGGUGGGGGUCAGGCUGGUUCCGCUGUGAGAGCCAGCCAGAGCUGCCAAACCGCGGGCAAAAAAACAAGACCCCGGAGACACGGGGAGCUCUGCAGCGCUGUGAGAGAGACGCUGGAGAAAACUGUGAGGCGGGGAGGCAUUCAUUGUGCGCGCGGUGGAAAUGAUCUGGCAAGCCCCCGGAAAAUAAAGCUCUCGGUAUCUCUGUAAUAACAACCAGAGAUGGCUGUGAUAUGAGUUGUACCAUGAGUGAGGCUGUUGUAACGGAGGGAGAAGAAAAAAAAAGUCCUUCCAUUGUCCUUUUACAUCAGCAUGUGCACAUUUAAAAAACAAAGGAAUGCAAAUCCAUCAUACUUAAAGUCCUGCAUCACAAAUGGAGAUAACCAGCUCCUUUGAUUGAGCGCCUUGCCUUCUCCCGAUAAAGGCAUCAGUCAGUGAUGGAUGCAGCCGUCUUCAGUGUUUAGUGUUUCAUCUUGAUUCUCUGGCGUAAUAAAGCACGUUGUUCCACUCCCAUUUAUGCCUCGUACCACCCACUCCCAUUGUUCCCCCGUGUCUUUAAGCUUCCCAGAUGCAGGCCACGCCGGGCCGAGCCGCGUUGUGCUUCCAGUGUGAAUAUGUGCUUGUUGUUUUUAGGGGGUUGUGUAUAGACUCAGCUGUCUGCCGUCGCCACUUCUUCCCUGAUUUAUACUCCUACAAAUCCCACAAUGCCGCUGCACCAGCUGGAAGCCAUAAGCGCAGUGUUCUUGCUGUAUACGUGCACUGAGAGAAAGAGAGAGAGAGAGAGAGAGAGAGAGAGAGAGAGAGAGAUCCAGGCGUUAUGAAAACCAGAGCAGAGAUCCAUCUUUCGAUGGUUCUUCCUUUAGUGCCAUAAGACGUCGUGGAUGGGUAUUAACAUAAAACAAGACAUAGCUGAUGACCUUCUCCCUACUAUUUAACCCAUCUGGGAUCUAACGGCCUGAAUCUGAAUGUGAAAUUUCCCACGUUACGACUGAUAAAAGACAAAUUGGUGCCAAUUUCUCUCUCAUCGGUCGGCGCAGAGGCGGCGGGAUUUGACACCGACUCGAGUAGAAACUGAGGUCUUUACUCUGCGGCUUAGCGGGGCGCGCUUCUUUCCCCGCGAUCUGUCACACCAGCAAAACAAAAUCCAUCACCUACGAGUACCACAGCUCAGCAGAAUGCAACUCAAUUUGAAAGCUGCACUUUUCUCCCCGGACUUAAAAUAAAGAGGGGUGGGGGGGGGGGGGUUUGUUGGCGUGCUCUCACAAUGAGCUUUUAAAUCAACCCGGGAGGAGGGAUCGGACGCCCCGUUUCGUCCACCCCGACACCGCUACGCCCCGAGCCGCUAAUAGUUGUAAUUAGUUAAUGGAGGGAUAACAUUUAUGAAGGGCUGCGCUAAGCACUUUUAUCCCCCAUCUACCACACCUCCACUGCCAACUUCAGUUGCCCUGGAAACAGCAUUAAUAACGGCCAUUGGCCGUCAAAGACCUCCACCCAUCUCGACGUGUGCCUUGCCAAGCAGCAACUCCCACUCCUGAACGCUUGCCAGGAGCAGCAGGCGCAAACACACACACUCACACACACACUCACACACAACAAAAAGUGAAAAUAAAACUCGUCUAAAGUAUAAUUACACUGGAGCUAUUGGUUUUUCCACACUUGAAUUGCAUAUAUAUAUAUAUAUACAUUUUCAAUCCACGUCGCCUGGCCGUUUCAUGUGUUUCACCAACCGGAAAGCGAGACUGUCACAAGCACUUCUUAAAUGUUGCCAUGAGUUCAUUUUAUUUUUUUCUAUGAUCGUCUUAUACACCACUCUUAAACUUGACAGCGACAGUGCCGAUGAUUUUAACGGUGAUAAUGAUGGGUUGUGUCGAUUACUCGUUGAUGACAAUGUUUGCAUCCUUAUUCACAUGGAAUGAGCAGUCUUAUACUAUCAGUAUGUUAUGUGAUGACUGUGCGUUUGACAGGAAUGUAUCAUAAUGAUCUUUCUCUAUUAAUAAAGUCAUAUUUUUCUAUUA
Molecule: messenger RNA, 5186 nt
Organism: Scophthalmus maximus (turbot)
Lineage: Eukaryota; Metazoa; Chordata; Actinopteri; Pleuronectiformes; Scophthalmidae
Gene: nrp2a
Product: neuropilin 2a
Exons: 17
Coding region: 20-2704 (894 amino acids)
Biological process (GO): angiogenesis; axon guidance; vascular endothelial growth factor signaling pathway
Cellular component (GO): membrane
Molecular function (GO): vascular endothelial growth factor receptor activity; semaphorin receptor activity
Source: RefSeq, a predicted model, not a curated record